GGACUUUUAUUUGGAAAAAUCUCAGCCUUUGCGGCUUCUACGUAAGCGGAAGUUCAGGCCAUCAGAGGAACAUCAGAUUCAGAACCAGUUUUCGGAGGUUCAAAUAUUCGGUUCGUUAGUGGUUCGGGAUGGCAGCGAGCGGAAAUGGAUUGAAAUGGGUUUUUGAACGCGGUCGGAACAUCAUGAACUCGUGUCUUUUCACAGUUCUGUUGCUGUUGGAUAUAUACUCGAAAUGUGUGAUCGGGUAUAUGAGUUCUUCUCAUGUGGGUGAGGAACCGGCAUACACAGCCCAGCAGAACCCUGUGAUGAGCAGUCCAGUGGCCCUGACAGCAACAUCAGCUACACCAGUGGUCACUGAUAACUACACAUCAAAGUGUCCGAGCGGCGGGCUCUGUACCAAACUACCUGCAGAAUGUAUCAGCUGCACGUAUCACCACAACUGCAGCUACGGCCAACCAGCAAACUUCACCUGCAGAACCAGAGCAGGCGUUCACUGUGUGAAUGCGUUGAAUCAGCCACGGCAGAAUUUCACCCUGACGGUGGACUGUCAGUUCUGUUGGCAGUUGGAUCCAUCUCAGUAUCGCUGCUCAAACUCUACCAGCUGUAUGACAGUAUCGUGUCCUCGCAGACGCUAUAACGCCACCUGUGAAGUACUGGAGCAUGUGCACUGUCUGGGUAAAAGAGUGUUUCAGAAGCGUCUGUUUUGUAACUGGACAGGAGGAUAUAAAUGGUCCACAGCUCUUGCUCUCAGCAUCACUCUGGGUGGGUUUGGAGCAGAUCGGUUCUAUUUGGGUCAGUGGAGAGAAGGUUUGGGGAAGCUCUUCAGCUUUGGUGGUCUGGGCAUCUGGACCCUAAUCGAUGUUCUUCUCAUCGGGGUGGGCUACGUGGGGCCCGCCGAUGGAUCUCUGUAUAUCUGAGGGUGGGGGAGCUGGUUACUCUCUCAUCCCAGAUUUCGAACCCCAUUAGCACGUGUUGCCAUCCAAACUCCCACUGCAGCAGAUUCCCAUCUGCUCCGAAUGUGAGCUCAUGCCUUCAACAGCAUGCCUGAGAAACACGGCGUCAUCUUCCACCUAAAGCUUCUCUUUCUCUUUCUCUCUCUCUCUCACACACACACACACAUGCACACACACUCCUACUCUGAGUGGAGGAAGACGAUGAUAGAAGACAGUAGCUUUCUAGAGGUUUUAUUUCCAUCAGGGUUUCGUCUGAAGUAUGCUGAAUCUAAAGAGGCAAAUUUGUACAGUAUGUAUCUUAAGAAUUGAUUUUAUAUAAGUGUUUGUGUAUAUUUAUAUAUAAUAGUGAUUAGCUGUGCAAAAUGUGUUCUCAACAAGAAUGUUUCAUGCCAUUUGUUGAUUUUCUGUUCACAAUUUUUUUCUGAAUAAAACUCAGGUUUCUUUGAGUGGAUUGUUCUCACCUACCGUAUCACUAUUGCAGUCAAACAAUUUGUUUUAUAAAAUCAAUCGGAGAAAAAGAUUGCUUUGAGGAGCAUAAUUCAGGAGAUACUAUUGAAAUAUUUGAGGAGUUCAUUGAAAUUGUUCUUUGACAGUCUGCUCUAUCAGGCUCUGUGUUUUAGCAUGAACAAAUAUGUUACUUGUGCUAAAUGGUUUCCAGGAACAGUUAUUUUAUUUGAAGCUCUCAGUUGCUGCCACUGUGUCUGGAACAGUCAGAAUAAAGAUGUGUUCGUCUCUCUGCCAUUCUAUUUGGAUUUUCAAACGUGUCUCUUUUCACAAUAGGGUACAUACAGUAGGUACAUCCUGACCACUAAACAGUAAAAUCUGUUCCUACUUUCAGAGGAUUCUGUUCCUCUUUUUGAAGUGCAAAUACUGGAAAACUAGCGUAUUACUACUAUGUCUACUACUGUAUACAGCCCACAUUUUUAAAAGUAGAACUGUAUGUGAAACCGUAUGCAUUAUGCAGAAACCGUAGUAUGCUGCAUUGUUGUCACAUGACCUCAUCACGUUGCACUGUUCAUUCAGCGAGUGGUGUCCAGUUCCACCUUGAAAAUGUAAUUAUUGUUUGUUUUUUUUUUUAUUGUAUUUUGUGUAAAAAUAUCUUCACAUUUGGCAGUCUGAUUAAAUUAGUUAAAAAGCAAAUGUUCGAAAUUACUGUUUAAAUUACUAAUGGCAUUCAUCAGACUGGAAAGUAUUGGGGGGGAAAUACAGUAUUCCAUGCAGUGUACUUGACUAUAUACUGCACACUGACAAAUGUUGUAGGUCAUUCAGGUAUUCCGUGCAUGCAGAAAAUUUGAAUACUAAAAUAUUUAAAUAUGGGUUCUUUAGCUCAGCUGGUAGAGCAUGGCAUUUGUAACACAGGGUCAUGGGUUCAAUUCCCAGGGAACACACAAACUGAUAAAAAAUAAUGUAUACCUUCUGGUGGUCUGGGCAUCUGGACCCUCAUCAAUGCCUCAUCUAUAAAAAUAUUUGCCAAAGGUAAUGUAUGUAAAUGAAUACUACUCAUUGUAAAUAUACCUCAGAAAUAGUGAAAGUUGUAGUAUACUGCCCUACAAACACAUAUAGUAACUAUAAGUGGUGUAACUUGGAUCUUAAAGGCCCCAGUGCAAAGAACCUGUGGGGCCCCCUCCUUGGGUUAGGGUUAGGGUUACAUGUUACGUGCACAUUUAUGGCAGUUGAGUGUGGAUCAGGGUCAAAUUACGUUAUUCUCAGUAAAAAUGCACUGUAUCUCUUGACUGACCUAUAUUCUUUUAUUUAACUCUGUCGCUUUCAGAUAUUGCAUAAAAAAUGUAAAACAUUCAUCCCACGAAUUUCUUCCCAGAAUGCCUGUCGACUCAAAAAUCAUCUUAAUUUUCUUAAGGUUAGAAAUCAAUAUCUUAAGGAACUCUUACCUCGGACAGAUCAUCAUAACAUGCUCUACUGUUUCUUCCUGAUUACAAACUUCACAUUUCCUUGAAUCAUGUUUCCCUGUUCUAUACAAAGUACUAUUAAGUGCUGUAUGACUAAAUCUAAAUCUAGAGAUUAUUGUUUCUUCUCUUCUAUUUUGUCCUGUUACUCUACCUUUACCAACAUUUCUUUGAAUGUUAUAAAACCAUCUUCCUGUUAUAUUCUCCUCCCAUUGUUUUUGCCACCUACUCCUCGUAUGUUGUUUAAUUCAACUUUUCAUUUCAGUCUUCAUGUAUUUUACAUUUAUGUCCAUAUCUCUUUUCUUUUUGUCUUCUUUUGCACUCUCAUCUGCCAUCUCAUUUCCUUUUACCCCUACAUGAGCUGGUACCCUACAAAAAGUUACAAUUAAUCCCAUCAUCUGAAUCCUGUAUAUUGUUUGAAGUAUCUCAAUCAAAACAUCUGCUCUAAUUUCAGUAUGACAUGUUUUUAAUGUUAUUAACGAUGAACUUGAGUCCGAACAUAUAAGGGCCCUCAAUGGUCUUUUUUCCUCAACCCACUGUAAAGCCAUUAAGAUUGCUACCAUUUCUCCAGUGUACACUGAGAGAUUAUCUGAGAUUCUUUUAUUAACCCGAAUAUUGAAAUCAGGAACCGUGAAUGCCACACCUACUUUGUUUUCUAUAUUUUUCGAUGCAUCUGAAUAUAUAUGGACAUAGCUAUAAUAAUUAUCCUGCAUGUACUUAUAUGUUUAUUGGGCAUUUGGUUUAGACCCCUGAUCUUUGUCUACAGUAGGUUGUGGUAACAACCAUUGAGGAAUUGUUGACCAUGGUACUGUUGGACUAAUGGGAGUCUUAUUUAUUUCCAUGUCUUCUGUUAUCUUAGGUAUUUUCCAUCCAAAAUGUAGAAUUUCCAGCUUUUAUUUUUCCCAACAUGGUUUUAUUGUGACUCUUGCUGGGUGUUCUUGAUUGUGACCUUGUAUAUUGACCCAAUCAU
Molecule: messenger RNA, 3827 nt
Organism: Myxocyprinus asiaticus (Chinese sucker)
Lineage: Eukaryota; Metazoa; Chordata; Actinopteri; Cypriniformes; Catostomidae
Product: TM2 domain-containing protein 3-like
Exons: 6
Coding region: 129-917 (262 amino acids)
Source: RefSeq, a predicted model, not a curated record